Messenger RNA from Pogona vitticeps (central bearded dragon), 921 nucleotides. Its product is annotated as olfactory receptor 6Y1-like. Gene Ontology annotation, molecular function: G protein-coupled receptor activity; olfactory receptor activity. The record is from RefSeq and is a predicted model, not a curated record. NCBI's taxonomy places the organism in Eukaryota, Metazoa, Chordata, Lepidosauria, Squamata, Agamidae. Gene Ontology annotation, cellular component: membrane. Gene Ontology annotation, biological process: G protein-coupled receptor signaling pathway.
AUGGAAGAAUCCAAUCAGACAAAUGUCCACUUUUUCAUCCUUCUGGGAUUCCCCACCUCUUCAGAACUUCAGAUUCUUCUUUCUAUCCUGUUCAUCCUUGCUUACCUGUUGACCUUGAUGGAAAACCUUAUCAUCAUUAUAGUCAUUUGGAUUAACAAUAGCCUUCACAAACCCAUGUACUUUUUUCUGUGCAAUCUCUCUUUCCUUGAAAUUUGGUACGUUACUGUCAUUGUCCCUAAAAUGCUGGAAGAUUUUAUGACACAUGACAAACGUAUCUCUUUCCAAGGCUGCCUAACGCAGCUGUAUUUCUUUGUGACGUUUGUGUGCGGUGAAUACAUACUUCUCGCUGCCAUGUCUUAUGAUCGGUAUUUAGCCAUAUGCAACCCCUUACGUUACCCAAUGAUCAUGACCAAUGCUUUCUGUGCUCAACUGUCAGCAGGAUGCUGGAUGUGUGGCUUAAUCACCUCGGCCAUCAAACUGAGCUUCAUUGGCCAGCUAAAGUACUGUAGGAUUGAUAAGAUUAACCACUACUUCUGCGACAUUUCACCCCUCUUGAAUAUCUCCUGUACUGACUCUUCCGUGGCAGAACUGGUUGAUUUUAUCCUGGCUCUUCUGGUUAUUAUGGUACCACUCUGCAUUGUUGUGAUGUCAUAUAUCUACAUCAUCUCUGCAGUACUGAGAAUUCCUUCUGUUCAAGGAAGAAAGAAAGCCUUCUCCACCUGCAGUUCUCAUCUCACAGUAGUUGUGUUGUACUACUCUACCACACUGUCUUAUGCACGGCCAAAAGCUAUGUAUGCCUGCAACUACAAUAAACUAGUGUCAGUUCUGUACACUACGGUAGUACCCCUUCUGAACCCACUCGUAUACUGCCUCAGAAAUAAAGAAGUAAAAGAUGCUUUGAGGAAGAUGCUGUCCAUUUAA